Molecule: messenger RNA, 1919 nt
Organism: Owenia fusiformis
Lineage: Eukaryota; Metazoa; Annelida; Polychaeta; Sabellida; Oweniidae
Source: the annotation of a GenBank genome assembly
AUUUAAUUGUGAGAGACGCAACAAGAUGGAUUGUCACCGCAUUCGUAAAAUGUCAUAUUUUGGAAUAUGGAGUUUGAUAAUCGCUGGUUCUUGGGCUACAAACGUUACAGCAUCAUCCCCUGAUAAUGAAUCGACACUGGAAAACGGAAGUCAUCGAGACAGUUUUGGUUUCACAGCCUCUUCUAGCCCUGAUUGUACAACGUGUGUAAAACAGGCCGAUACAACAACUAAUUACGAUCAAUAUAACAACACUGGUAAUUAUAGCAACAACGCUACUAACUCAACGAUUGAUGGCGGAGGAGCUGCAUCGGCAUCAUCAUCAUCAAUCGAUGAAGCAAUAUUUUACUUCAGACGCUAUGCUUGGAUCACCAUGAUUUUCAUUGGGCUUUUUGGCAAUUUUAUGUCAAUUUACAUCUUCUGGAACCACAAGAAUUGGGGGUCCGCUUGUACCCUUUACCUUUUUGGGCUUGGUUUCGCUGACACUGGCGUCAUUAUCAUGUAUGGCUUAUUCGAAUGGGGACGGCGUGAAAUGCGUUUUCUGUCGAACGACACAGUUUACUUUGACGUGUUUGAUCUGCAUGAUUACGUUUGUAAAACCUGUCGCUAUCUUUGGCAGGUAUGCGCGUUUACGUCGUCUUGGUAUAUUGUCGGGUUUUCUUUUGAGAGAAUGAUUGCAGUAACGUUCCCUCUUCGGGCCAAGAGCAUCCUUUCCGUAAAGAAGACCAAGAUCGUAAUGUUCACUAUUUUGAUAAUCGGUAUCAUUUUGUUCAUCCCCGUGUUUACGACAUACAAACUUGUGGAAAGCCCUGGAUCGAGAGUCAAGGCAUGUCUCUUCACCUUUGACCUGUGGGGAAUCAUCACGUUUUUGGAGAUCAUCAUCAUCUGCUAUGAUCUGCCCAGCGUUGUAUUGUUCUUAAUGAACAUUUUCAUAGUAGUUGGGCUGAUCCGCACAAAAGCCAGACGAAAGAAGAUGCGCACCACUGGAUCAGUGGAGGCUGACAAGGCGGCGAAUAAAGCCGCUAUCAACUUAAUUGCGAUUUCGGUUCUCUUUCUCAUUGGAUCAAUUCCAAAAGGCGUUUGCUGGGGAAUAUAUUUCUCCUACUUCACCGCGGGCCAGUCUGGAAAUGCGAACCCCGACGCAGCGUCGUUCUGGUUCGCUAUGGGAAAAUUCGCAUCGGCGUUCAAUCUCAUCAAUAAUACACUCAACUUCAUAAUAUACAGCUUCAACCUACCGUUCUAUAGGGCCAAGUUCCUGCAGAUCAUUACGUUUGGAAAAGUCGGAGGAAAGAAGAAGAAGAAAGAGGAUGACUCAUCUACAGCUACGUCGACCAUGAGCCUGAGUAAAGAGGAAUCAAAUGCAUCUCUGGCUGAUGUAAAAAUGGAACCAAAAGCCUAGAAGAGCAAUUCCGACUUUAUCAACACUAAAAUAUCUCAGAUAUCUUGAACAAGCACUCUCAACUGAUUACAUCUAUGAAUAUUAUUGCUUGCUUUAGUUGUAUAUCAAGAAAUUAACGUAUACACUGUUUCAAUUUCAUUGACAAUAAGGAGCUAGUCUCCAAUGUGUCCAAGAUUCCUAGUUAGAUGUGUGAAUGAAUUAUGUUGUACCUAACAUUAAUGAUACAUAUCAACAAUGCAAAUAAAUAGGACACUCCGCUACGAUUUAAAUUCUGAUCAAAGUGAGAAAGUUACUUAAACAUCCGGUUAGUCGAUCAAUUAAUAUUUCGAACUUCAUUUAUAGUUUUUAUACCAACCAAAUAAAGUCGCAGUACAGAUGUGUGCUUAUUUGAAGUAAAUCCGUCAAGUGGUUUUCCUGGAACCGCGAUGACAAGAUUUAUUUUAACACUUCUAAGAUGGCCGCCAGGAUUCAAUAUGGCCGCCGAAAAGUUAAUCGGCUCUAGAACUGAGAUGAAAGCAUUUUA